Homarus americanus (American lobster) is the source of this 567-nucleotide messenger RNA. Its product is annotated as deoxyuridine 5'-triphosphate nucleotidohydrolase-like. The transcript has 5 exons. Gene Ontology annotation, molecular function: dUTP diphosphatase activity; magnesium ion binding. The coding region runs from base 4 to 567 and encodes 187 amino acids. Lineage: Eukaryota; Metazoa; Arthropoda; Malacostraca; Decapoda; Nephropidae. The record is from RefSeq and is a predicted model, not a curated record. Gene Ontology annotation, biological process: dUTP catabolic process; dUMP biosynthetic process.
AUCAUGCCUUUCACCAUCAGAAGUGUCCUACUGUUCAAGAAGCUAUCAGGGAAUGCUAUAACUCCCAGUAAAGGUUCAAAACUGGCCUCCGGGUUUGACUUGUGCAGUGCGUAUUAUAUAGUAAUUCCAGGCCAGGGCAAAGCUCUUAUCAAGACGGACAUACAGGUAGAGUUACCAGAAGAUUGUUAUGGCAGGGUGGCACCACGAUCUGGUCUUUCCUGGAAGAAUCACAUUGAUGUUGGAGCCGGUGUUAUUGACCGAGACUACCGGGGAAAUGUUGGCGUUGUUCUCUUCAACCACGCCAAGACUGAUUUUGAAGUAAAGAAUGGUGACCGAGUAGCUCAGCUCAUAUGUGAAAAAAUCGUGUAUCCAGAUAUCGAGGAAGUUGAGGUUGUCCUGGUUCAACACAGAAAAACACACAUAUCCCCACCACCAGAGGCUCUGGACGAGGACGAGGAGAAGAAUGCCAACGAGGAUGAGGAGGAUGACGACGACGACGACGAAGACGAUAAUUAUGGCGACGGAUGUAAUAAAAUAAGACUAGCCAACACUCUCAACAAGGCUUAA